This is a messenger RNA of Medicago truncatula (barrel medic), 1179 nucleotides long. RefSeq names its product S-adenosyl-L-methionine:benzoic acid/salicylic acid carboxyl methyltransferase 2. The coding region runs from base 77 to 1159 and encodes 360 amino acids. Gene Ontology annotation, molecular function: methyltransferase activity. The record is from RefSeq and is a predicted model, not a curated record. Lineage: Eukaryota; Viridiplantae; Streptophyta; Magnoliopsida; Fabales; Fabaceae. The transcript has 4 exons.
AUAUCUUUUAAAUGAUAGUGCACAUUACACAACAUAAAUUUAUAUCUAGAGAGAAAUAAAGCUAAAAGAAGCAAGAAUGGACGUGGGGAAGAUAGUGCACAUGAAUGGAGGCGAUGGGAAAACAAGUUAUGCAAACAACUCAUUUUUCCAGGGAAAGGGAAUUUCUUUAACAAAACAUAUAAGAGAGGAAGCCAUAACUAGCCUCUACUCCAGCACACUUCCCAGAAGCCUUGCAAUUGCAGAUCUGGGUUGUUCUUGUGGACAAAACACUUUGUCUGUGGUGUCAGAAAUCAUCAUGGUUGUGGAGAAGCUUUGCCAACAAUUGAAAUAUGCAUCUCCCGAAUACAAGAUCUUUUUUAACGAUCUUUCAGGGAAUGACUUCAACAACAUUUUUAAGUCACUUGAUAGCUUUAAACAUAAACUACUUGAUGAAAUCAAAACUGAAAUGAGCCCUUGCUACUUCUUUGGUGUUCCUGGUUCUUUCUAUGAUAGAGUUUUUCCUGAUCGAAGUCUGCAUUUCGUCCACUGCUCUUACAGUCUUCACUGGCUAUCAAAGGUUCCCGAAGGUAUAGAUAACAAUAAGGGUAACAUUUACAUCAGCGACACAAGUCCCUCAAAUGUCGUCAAGGCUUACUACGAGCAAUUUCAAAGAGACUUGUCGAUUUUUCUCAAGUGUCGCGCAAAGGAAUUGGUUGAAGGGGGUCGCAUUGUUCUAACGAUGGUUGGAAGAAGAAAUGAAGAUCCAUGUGACGUGGAAUAUUGUUGCGACGAUUGGGAUUUUUUGGCUACUGCUCUUAAUGAUAUGGUGUUGCAGGGGAUUAUAAGGGAAGAUCAAGUGAAUACUUUUAACAUCCCGCACUAUUAUCCGUCUCCGAAUGAAGUGGAAUUGGAAGUUGUCAAUGAAGGAUCGUUUGUCAUCAAUCACAUUGAGUUGUUUGAAACAGAAUCAAAUACUUCUAAUGAUGAAAGUGAUUAUGAUAAUGAAUAUGAUGUUGCAGGGUGCAUUAGAGCUGUGGUUGAACCUUUGCUAGUUAGUCACUUUGGUGAAGCUAUCAUUGAAGAAGUUUUUAGCCGUUAUAAGGAAUUAUUGAUUGAUCAAAUAUCCAAGGAGAGAAUGAAUUCCGUUAAUGUUACCAUAUCAUUGACUAGAAAAUCAUAAUAAGCAAGAAGUUUGCAUUA